Molecule: messenger RNA, 456 nt
Organism: Blastocystis hominis
Lineage: Eukaryota; Bigyra; Opalinata; Blastocystidae
Exons: 1
Coding region: 1-456 (151 amino acids)
Source: RefSeq, a predicted model, not a curated record
AUGAAGCUUCCUAACGGCGAUGUUUCUACGACUCCGACGACUCCGGACAGCUCUACCACAUCGUUCCAGGGAAGUGCUCGAAAUCUAAAUGAAGUCUUUGAAGAUAUGAAAUCAAAGCGAAAACCACGGCAUGACCUAAAAGAGCGAAAAGAGCAGCUGAAGAAUCAUUUGAAUGAGUAUGUAGAAGAGAAAUAUAGCGAAUACUUGGAGAAAACGGGAACCAAGCGACCCUCAUCAGGCCGCGCGAGUUCCUUUACGAUGAGCGAGCUAGGCGAAAUGCCUGCGGGUGAAAUUCCGCCUCCCAUCAUAUUUCAUCAGAAGACAGCACGUGAAUCUCUGGCUGAGUUCAAAAAGGAUGUGGAUAAGGCUGUGAGUGAGCACAAGCUGUCUCCUCUUUCUCCUAUUAAAAGCAAAAAGUUUAAUACACACCUGGAUAUUGAUUUAGACUCCUUGUGA